CGCCGCCGCCGCCGCUACCGCCGCGUCAGCAGCGUGCCGCACGUGCCCGUGUUUACGUCCCUCGUGGAGCCGCAGACGUCACAGCCGAAUGGCAACAUUGUGGCGAUGCUGAGACUCGAGGUUUAGGAGUCUGCGUUCUGGUUCUGGCUGGCUCGGCGCGGGUGGCGGGAGGCAGAGAGGCAGCCCGGAGGUAGGCCCCGGCGAGCGGCGGACGCGCGCCCCGGUGCCUCCGCACUCAGUCCCGCGGCUUCGCGCAGGCGGGUCCGGCGGCCCAGGGCCCCGCGCUGCCGCAGCGAGCGGCUUGUAAACAGAUCCGGCCGCACGUGACCAUGUGAACUACCUGCUCCGGGCCGCGUAUUGUCUCUUCUGCGAGUCGCGCCACAAAGGAGCCGGUGGAUGUGCGGCCGGCGGCGCUAAGAUGGCUGAAGGCGCCCGGCAAGGGUGAGCUGGGGGCGCGGCCACCGCGGAGACUCGGCCGGGCGGCCCCCCUCGGUCAGGCCCCGGAGCUACCAUGUCGUUCGCGCUGGAGGAGACACUCGAGUCCGACUGGGUGGCGGUGCGGCCCCACGUAUUCGACGAGCGCGAGAAGCACAAGUUUGUGUUCAUUGUCGCCUGGAACGAGAUCGAAGGCAAGUUUGCUAUAACCUGUCACAACCGGACGGCCCAGAGACAGAGGAGCGGUUCCCGGGAACAGGCGGGGACGCCCGCGUCUGAUGGGAGUCGCGGGCCCGGCAGCCCAGCGGCCAGGGGUCGGCCCGAGGCCGCUGCCUCUGCUACGUCGCUCCGGAGCCCCGGUCCACGGAAGAGCCAGGCCCGGGCGGAGGGCGGCUCUCCGCGCAGCGCGCGCAGCCAGAGGGGGGAUCCUCCUCGGGGUCCCGCUGGCAAGGGACUGGAGAGUCCUCUCCGUAGCCCCGCGCGGGCCAAGGCUAGCCCGCUCCGCCGAGGUGCGGAAUCCCGAGAUGCGACCGCCAGUGCCUCGCCAGUCCCGCCGGCUCCCCCGGUGUCGUCGGUGCGGGUGGUGAGUGCCUCCGGGGCGGUCUCCGAGGAGAUCGAGGUCCUGGAAAUGGUGAGGGAGGACGAGGCGCCACAGCCGCUCCCCGACUCGGAGCAACCGCCGUCUGCGGCUGAGCUGGAGCCUGCGGCUGAAGAAUGCAGCUGGGCCGGGCUUUUCUCCUUCCAGGAUCUGCGGGCCGUGCAUCAGCAGCUGUGCUCAGUCAACUCCCAGCUGGAGCCGUGUCUGCCGGUGUUCCCCGAAGAGCCGUCCGGCAUGUGGACGGUGCUGUUUGGGGGCGCCCCCGAGAUGAGCGAGCAGGAGAUCGACGCUCUAUGUUACCAACUCCAGGUCUACCUGGGCCACGGCCUGGACACGUGUGGCUGGAAGAUCCUUUCCCAGGUGCUGUUCACCGAGACGGAUGAUCCGGAGGAGUAUUACGAAAGCCUCAGCGAGCUGCGGCAGAAGGGCUACGAAGAGGUGCUUCAGCGGGCCAGGAGGCGCAUCCAGGAGCUCUUGGACAAGCACAAGACUAUAGAAAGCAUGGUAGAGCUUUUGGACUUGUAUCAGAUGGAGGACGAAGCCUACAGCAGCCUUGCAGAGGCAACAACUGAACUCUACCAGUAUUUACUGCAGCCAUUCCGAGACAUGCGAGAGCUGGCCAUGCUGCGAAGACAGCAGAUCAAGAUCUCCAUGGAGAACGAUUAUUUGGGCCCUCGAAGAAUUGAGAGUCUACAGAAAGAAGAUGCCGACUGGCAGCGGAAAGCUCACAUGGCUGUUUUGUCUAUUCAGGAUCUCACUGUCAAAUAUUUUGAAAUAACAGCAAAAGCUCAGAAAGCUGUGUAUGAUCGGAUGCGAGCAGAUCAGAAGAAAUUUGGCAAGGCAUCGUGGUCAGCAGCUGCUGAACGAAUGGAAAAACUCCAGUAUGCAGUUUCUAAAGAGACUUUGCAGAUGAUGAGAGCUAAAGAGAUUUGUCUGGAACAGAAGAAGCAUGCACUUAAAGAAGAGAUGCAAAGCUUACAGGGCGGUACUGAAGCUAUAGCUCAGUUGGAUCAGCUGGAAUCUGACUACUAUGAUCUGCAACUUCAGUUGUAUGAAGUACAGUUUGAGAUCUUGAAGUGUGAAGAGUUAUUAUUAACUGCACAGCUGGAGAGCAUCAAAAGACUUAUAUCAGAAAAGAGAGAUGAAGUUGUGUACUAUGACACUUAUGAAAGCAUGGAGGCCAUGCUGGAGAAGGAAGAGAUGGCGGCGUCUGUGCACGCACAGAGGGAAGAGCUGCAGAAGCUGCAGCAGAAGGCACGCCAGCUGGAAGCAAGACGGGGCCGCGUCUCUGCCAAGAAAGCCUACCUCAGAAAUAAAAAGGAAAUUUGUAUUGCAAAGCACCAUGAAAAGUUCCAGCAGCGUUUUCAGAGUGAAGAUGAGUACAGAGCCCAUCAUACAGUACAGAUAAAGAGAGACAAGUUACAUGACGAAGAGGAAAGAAAAAGUGCCUGGGUUAGCCAAGAGAGACAGAGGACACUGGAUAGACUUCGAACGUUUAAGCAGAGGUACCCCGGACAAGUCAUCCUUAAGUCAACCAGAUUAAGAGUGGCUCACUCCAGAAGAAAAAGCACAGCAAGCCCUGUGCCCUGUGAGGAGCAGUGUAACUCUCUCCCAGCAAUGCUACAGGGGAAGGAGAAGACAGAGGUGGGAGAAGGGGGAAUCCAGCUUGGGUCUUCACAGCCAGCAGAUCCUGGGAGCCUUGUCCAACUUGAAGACUCUUCAUCAGUACAACUUGAAUCCACCUCAUUACCUCCUCGUGCUGUCGGCUCUGAACUGCCUCCUCCCGAGUCAGCUCCACUGCUGACUAGUAGUGACCCCAAACCCUGUUCUCUUCCACCCCCUCUUCCUCCAACACCUCCCCCUCCCCCUCCACCCCCUCCACCUCCACCUCCACCCCUGCCUGUUGCAAAGGACAAUGGGGCCACCACCACAGCAGAGACACUGGAGAAAGAUGUACUUAGGAUGGAGGGUGGUGGGAAGAGCAUCCCAAAGUCAGCCAGUGCUCCCGCGGCACACCUCUUCGAUAGCAGCCAGCUGGUCAGCGCCCGGAAAAAGCUCAGAAAGACUGCUGAGGGUUUGCAGAGGAGGAGAGUGAGUUCACCCAUGGAUGAAGUGUUAGCGUCCUUGAAGCGUGGUAGUUUUCAUCUGAAAAAGGUUGAACAGCGGACUCUGCCUCCUUUUCCUGAUGAAGAUGAUAGUAAUAAUAUUUUGGCGCAGAUAAGGAAAGGGGUAAAAUUGAAGAAGGUUCAGAAGGAAGCUUUGAGAGAAUCCUUCACACUUCUGCCUGAUACAGACCCUUUGACACGGAGCAUUCAUGAGGCUCUAAGAAGAAUUAAAGAAGCGUCCCCAGAGUCAGAGGAUGAGGAAGAGGCUUUGCCUUGCACAGACUGGGAGAACUAGCAGGUGAUUUAACAGAGGGAAGAAAAAUACCUAUGGAUGAAGACUGGCUCUGAUCCUUUGGGGAAAAAUUUAAGCUCUUGGUUCCAAAAUUGGAUUCCAUUAGGUCCUGAGUAUAUUGACAAAGUAUAUGAAAAGAGGAAGCACAAGAGAGGCUAGUGCAGUGUUCCGACUGCAGUGCGGACGAGCCUCCUGGACGGCUGGCUGUUCCUUACACCCCUCUCCCCAUCUGCCCAGGCAUAAUCCCACGUGGCCAGUUCCAUCACUAGGAAUUCGAAGAACACUGGGUUGGCAGAGGUCUGCUAUGGGAGCUGCUUUGGGAUUUGACUUUCAGUGAACUGAAGAUAACUCGCUGAAGCACAUCAGCUUAUAGAAACAGUGACAUGCUACAGAAGACAUUUAUCAAGGUAGUUAUGGUCAGGAAUUUAAAAAAAAAAAAACACAUGAAAUGCACUUAAAAUUUCCACAUUAUUCAUCUCCAGAGAUGUUCAGUAUCUGAGAAGCCAAUGGAGAUACACCUAUUAAUGUGUGCACCAGAACAUGACACAUUUAACAAGGCAUAUUUUUAAGAGGCCACAGUCUUACAUUUUGUAAGAGUUUGAAGUUAAAAUUUCCAUGCUUUUAAAAUAGCGUUUCAUAAUUCUGAAUUUAGAAUAGUUUGAAUUUUAUGUGCAUCCUGUUUAUGAGAAGCAAUGCUUUGUAAUUUGAUAAUGUUCUUUUUAGUCUUUUUGUUUGAACUACUGCUUGAUUACUAUAACUCACGACUUUCCUAUUGAGAAAAAUCAGGAUUCAACAGUAGGGGAUACAAAUGAUAACACCUCGUGUCACGCACCAGUGUGAGCGUGUAUUGUUCUGUUCCAUGGUGAGGAGCAUGUGUUCCAUGAAGGUCCAGAAGGCAGCCGCCGGUUCCGAAUGCCUCCAGCUGGCAUUACUGUUUCUUAUUCUGUGGAUAGAACUUUAGGAGAGCAUUUGCUGCUGUCGCUAAGUCUUGAAACUUACAGGUGUAGAUCCAGGGCUGACCCGGCUGUUUAUCAAUGGGGCUGGCACGGAGUGUCAGUGGGAUUAUGUGGACAUGCGUGAAGGACCCAGUUUACAAUACAUUGUAGCGUGUGCUGAUGACGGAGACAGGCCUUGGCUUCAUAUGGAGGAAUUGAAAUACCAAAAAAGAACUUCAUUCCUAGGAAGUUCUUCCCCAGGGUUGCCCAGAGACGUCCCUGAAGUGAAAGCCUCUCAGUGUCUGCCUUGUUUUCCCCCAGGAACAUGGCUCCCUUCUUGUCACUUUUAAGAGAUGUUUCUCUUUAAUUAUGAAAAAGAUUCUUGUAACGGGUUAUAGAAAACCAAAUCUUUGCACUUAUAAUAUUCAUGUUUAUUGAUGAGACUGGGAGGUCAUGGAGCAUUUACUUUAUAUAUUGGUUUUAGUCCAAGCAUAGUUCACGCAUCUUGUCUGCAACAAUUAAAACAGCUCUGAUACAUAAGCCUCAUUCUAAGGUGAUCUGUGUCCUUUAUACCCCAGUAAAGCACCAAAUGUGUUGAAGCCAAAGAGUCAUUGGCUACAUAAAAAAAUAUUUGAAAAGCUUCAGAACUUAACAGAUAUUCUAAAAAUCACCCAUUGUUUAUGUACUUGUAAUAUUUACAGAUCUUUCCCUCUGUGCAUUAUAUAUUCAGGUUCUUUACUUACUUUUGCGACCAGGUUCUGCUAUGUAGCCCUGGCUGGCCCAGAAUUUGCACACACACUCAUUUUAGGCCACACUCAGAUUUGCAGCAGUCGCCUUGUCUCUGCCUCUCUUACAGGUGUGUACCAGAUGCCUGAGUCUGGUUUGUUUUUGUUUUUGUUUUUUUCUAAGAUUCAUUUUUAAAAUCAUUGUAAAUGUACACAGAAGCUCUGGCUUGGUAACUGGGAACCAAACUUGGGUCUUCUGUAGGAAUAGUACAUGCUCUUAAUCUCUGAGCCAUCUCUCCAGUCCCAUGUUUUUUAAACUGUAGGAAAAUAUGGAAUAUAAUUUAACAAAAGCAUUGUAAUCAGUUUAAGCACGAGAUGCCUGGGCUCUGUAGUGGGGAUGAAUUGGAACAAUGAGACUUUCCCAGCACAUCCUGACAAUCCAUGGUUCCAGCAUGGAGCCUUCAGCCUGUUUUCAAGUAAAUGAUUUCCCCCAACAUGCCAGGUUCUCUGCCUCAGGAGCCUUGGUUUGUGGUGGAGUGUAGAUCGGUAGUAAAGUGCAAGACCUUAUGUUCCACCUCUAGCAUUUCUUCUUAAUCUUAAAGAAACGAUUUUUACUUCAUAAAAUCACACACAUUGGAGUUAUACGAUUUUAAAUAACUAGUAUACCUGUUCAUCAAAUCACCAGAUGAGCCCUCAUUAAUUUAAGGUGAUUUUAGGGCCCCAGGAAAGUGACAGUACGCAUGAUGUGGUUUUUCUCCCAUCUUACUUUCCUAGACACCUAAUAAAACACAGAAGUUUUGCUUAAUUUUAGAUGCAAUCAGCAGACCAGAAGUGAUUAGCUCUGGCCUUCAUAGUUCAUUCAUGUGUUUAGUUGUCAUGGCAUUCAGCCAGUGUUUCUAGUGUACGUAAGUUAGCCUUCCAUUGUGUCCAUUAGCCACCGACAUCGCGUGUCUGUGCUGGUCCCAAGUGUUUUAUACUGACCUUGGGAGAGCAGGAGAUGACUUGGGAUGCUCAAUCUGGUGUUAUUCUUCAUACAUACUUGAAUGUCAAUUUCAUAUGUCCCUGAUACAACCAAAAUUAUGUAUAGUAGCUAAUGUACUAUGUAUAGAAAAGGUAUGUCUAGAUUAAAAGUCCUAAUUGUUUUUUAGCAGUAAGAAAUUGCUGGAGAAUGAGGAUUUUUAGUGGCUAAGCAUUGACCUUAUUUAAAAAGUACUUUAUGUAGGGGUAUAAAGUUAGAGACAGCAUAAAAACAAUCAUUCCUGAGUUGUUCAUCAUGCACUUAAGACUUUUUUGCAAAAUUAUUCCUUUUUUUCCCCCUUCCUGAGAUACGGUUUCUCUGUGUUGGCCCUAGCUGUCCUGGAACUCCCUCUGUAGAUCAGGCUGGCCUCAAACUCAGGGAUUUGCCUGCCUCUGCCUCCUGAGUGCUGGGAUUAAAGGCAUGUGCCACUGUACCUGUUGGAAAAUCCAUUUUUAAAAAGAUCCUGCUGUGGUAUGGACUUUCUUAUUGUGAACACUUUGACUCUACAGUGUGUUCAGAGGUUCUCUCUUCUAUAAAUAUGAAUGUAGAACAGUCCUUGGUGCCACAGUAUGUCCUAGAAUGUGGCAAGUUACACAAUGUACUGCAGACACCACACACUAAGGAUUAGAAUCCAGUAGGAGACAGCAUGACAGCACCCACAUGGCAUGGGGAUAUCGACAGUUGUAUUCUCUAGACGCCCUGAGACUUCUUUUUGGAAUUCAUUCACAGAAUAUGUUUGUAUUUAUUUUAACCAAUACUUUUAGGCCAGCUUUGUAAUACACUCAUCAACAGAAAUCAGCGUGCAUAGUGACUUUGGGUCUUUAAUGGGCCUAUCAGGGAGUUUUGAGCUUUCUUACAUUUUACCAGGUAAAAUAACUAAAAGAUCCUGAGCAACUGCAGGACAUUUCAAAUAAUUGCAGACAACUCAAGAUGCAAGCAUCUGGCAGGGGAAGCAGAGACCUUUAAUUUUUCAUCGUUGCACUGAAUAUAAAUGAUUAUAUAAAGCUAUUGUGCAUAUUGAACAUUUUAUUUGUGUUUGGUGUUGCCAAUGACCCGCAAGACUAUCUGUGGAAGAGGGUGAGGAGGCAGACGCACUUACUGCCAAGCAUACUGCGUUCAUGUCUCCCCGCUCAAGUGGUCAGGCCUGAACUUGUGUUGAAGCACAUUAAAAUCCUGCCCAAUUGCUUGGAAAUAAGAGGCAAUGGUAUUUUUAUUCUAUAAAUAUAAUGUAACUUAAAGGUUUUCCAGAAAAUGAGUUUAUAUCGUUAUCUAAACUAUCCUGUGUGUAAACAGAAGCUUUUUAAAAGUAGGAGGCAGCUCUGAUGCAGAGAGACAGUGAGAGACAGUCCACUAAAUGUUCCCUGAGUUAUGCUAAAGAUGUUCUUAUUUUAAUUUUUUUAUUUUUUCCACUGUAAAUGUACAAUUUGGCAUUUGUACAGUUUAAUGGAUUGAGUUCCAAGUUUAUAAAUGUACAGUCUCUUCAGAGCACAUUUAUUGGGCCACUGUAAGGUGCACAUACAGGAAAUACCUGAGGUCGACAUGCUAAGGUGUUCAUGAGUGCUGCUUCAUUUUGACCCUCAAAGGAUCAUUUGUUUUGGGCGGAAGAGGAAGUUUCAUUUCCUUUGUGUUUGUUUUUGUAGAUUCAUUUACAGUUAACAGUGGCCCAGUUUGAGGCAUUGGAAGUAUGUAGGAAAGACCUUGAUAUGUUUAAAAACAAAAGGUGUGGGAGUUGAAUUUUAACAGGGGAAAACAUUUUUACUUGCAUGUUGUACAGUUAACUGUCAAGGGGUGUAAUGCGGCAUUUUAGGUUUCUCCAUGCAAAUUCCUUUGUCUUUCCCUUCCGUGUGGUUUCCCCCUCAUUUGUGUGAUGUAACGGGUUCCAUCCUAUAGCAGUUUCUUACAAUGUUUUUGUCCACACUGCCUUGUUGAAUCUCUCUGUACUGUAUGCACUGCCAAGUGUGAAAUCAUAAUAUGUAGUUUAUUGAGAAACGGAAGGCUGCAGAUCAUUUUUGCAUGAGUAAAACCCACUGGGGCUAAAGAAACUGACACUUUGUUCUUUUUAUUAGUUUUGGGUAAAUGAAGAUCCCAGUGGCAGACUGACUCACCAUUACUAGCUUUGUCAAUGUUAUAAAGGCAGAACACUAUGCACUGUGCUUGGCUUUACAGAUGGCAUCCCACCAUGAUAAUUAAGUGGAUCGUCCACAGCAUACUAUAAAUGCCAUCUCUUGCAAAUUUGUAUAGGUAAAUAUGCUCAAUUAACACUCUCAAGUAUUACAAGUAUAUGGAAACUACUAAGCAGGCAUUUAUAGCAAUACGAUGAACUCUCCAAUCACUGUUUUGACUGUCGCCUUCUGCUCCUUAGUGCAGCCUUUCUGCAUUGUAGUUGCUGCUUUUUUUACAUUUCACACUCCUGACUUCAGAGUUAAGAACUUGCUCACCCAGUGUUGCACUCACCUUUCUUAUUGUACAUGCAAUGUAACAACACACAGUUUUGGUGCUUAACAAUAUUUCUUUUUUUCUUUAAUAAAGGAUAUUUAUUUGAAUUAA
Messenger RNA from Apodemus sylvaticus (European woodmouse), 8655 nucleotides. RefSeq names its product junction mediating and regulatory protein, p53 cofactor (gene Jmy). Lineage: Eukaryota; Metazoa; Chordata; Mammalia; Rodentia; Muridae. The transcript is spliced from 11 exons. The coding region runs from base 512 to 3433 and encodes 973 amino acids. Gene Ontology annotation, cellular component: cytoplasm; nucleus. Gene Ontology annotation, biological process: positive regulation of apoptotic process; intrinsic apoptotic signaling pathway by p53 class mediator; Arp2/3 complex-mediated actin nucleation. The record is from RefSeq and is a predicted model, not a curated record. Gene Ontology annotation, molecular function: Arp2/3 complex binding; actin binding; transcription coactivator activity.